Molecule: messenger RNA, 1055 nt
Organism: Cynara cardunculus var. scolymus (artichoke)
Lineage: Eukaryota; Viridiplantae; Streptophyta; Magnoliopsida; Asterales; Asteraceae
Exons: 3
Coding region: 57-917 (286 amino acids)
Source: RefSeq, a predicted model, not a curated record
GUCAUUUGGAUCUGACCAAGAUUCUACCCAUCUCUCUCUACUUCUUCUACUCCCUCAUGAGAAUACGAAAAAAUGCAAAAAUCUCGACACUUUUCUUCGCAAACACAAACCUUUCGAAUGAUUCAGAUGACUGUUUGAUUCAGCAGAAGGAGUUGUGUCAGCUGAAUCAAUCUCCAUGGGAUAUCAUCACUUUCCCACCUUCAGAUUCAUCUUCUUCACUUGUUCAGUUUGAUGAUAAUGAGGCUUACUACAACGUCUGUCUGGCUGGAAAUGCGAGCUGGGAUUAUUCCAUUGGUGCGUCUGAAAGUUUGGCUUCGGUGAAGACCUCCGAAGGUGAAAACUACGGUUUUGAUGAGCCGAAGCACGAUUAUGGGGGAAUUUUAGGGUUUGAAGGAGGAGAGACGAGUGAGAUUCAAGAAGAAAUCGUGUUAUGUGGUAGGACCGACGAUAAAGGAUGGCAAUGUGGGCGGUUGGUGAAAAAUGGCGAUACGAUUUGCGACUAUCAUGUUAACGAGCUACAAACCAACGCGGUCUGGACUUCGAAAAAGUCCAGGCCCAUAAAUGGGACGAUGGCGGGAACUCAUUCCCGCCCUCGGCAAAACAAGAAACGGGCUUCAACAAGCCCAUAUGAGUUUUACUAUUAUACUGGGUUUGGACCGUCUUGGGGAAAGAAAAGAGGAUCGACGGCUACUACCUCAAAUACGUAUAACGAGAUAAUUCCAACCGAUGAUAUGGAUAUACGAAGAGAGAUGGAGAAAAGAUUUGAACCCGAGACGUCCAAGAUCCGGCCCACAAAGACGGAAUUAAUGUAUGAUGAUGACGACGUCGACGAUAACAAAAAGGGUAAAUCCGGAAUUGUUGGAAAAAAGAGAGGGAGAAAGCCUAUCAAGGCCAGAUCAUUAAAAUCUUUGAUGUGAUUCGAACAUUUGUGAUGUUUUUGGUUGUUUUUUUUUGGGACAACUACUAUAUCAGAUAUCUAGUCUACUAAUUAAAGCGUUGUUUAUUUAGGGCUUAACGGGCUUAAUAGCAUGAAGGGCUUAAUUAGUAGCUCGACC